AUGUACGCGCAGUUAACGUUUUUAACGUCUGUACUGCUCCUUAAGGUAACGGCGACUAAAUAUCAGUGCGGUGGAUAUGUCACACAACCAGUCCAAACAUUAUUGACAUCUCCAAUACAGUGUCAGCCUACAGGGGUGGGUUCUUUCACACCGGUCGCUCAAUUCGUUAUACCGGCCAUCAUAAAGCCAUUACUGCAACCUGAACCGACUGUCCAGAGUUUGGCACCAGCAGUACCUAAUAACUCUGGAUUUCCGGGAUUUGUACCUAACAAUUUCCCGUACGGAUUCGCGGGUCCCUUUGGUGGGAUGCCUCCUAUUGUAAUAGAGAGCGACGAUGACGAUGAUGAUUUCACAAAUCUGCUCUUUUUCCUCGUACUUGCUUUAGGAAACCGAAGAUGCGGUUUUGGGGGUUACGGAAAUUGCUGCGGAUGUUGCGGCGGAGGAUACGGAGGAGGAUUAGGAGGGGGCCGUUGUGGUGGAAGUUGCGGCUGUGACGGGUAUCAAAAUUGUUUUCCUUUCCUUGUUCCAUUCCCGUAUAUUAAUCCUACUGGUGGCGCGUCCAUAGGUGAUAUUGCAGGAUUGUUAGGCUUUGGAGCCGGCGGAAAAGCAUUAGGUGCAGGACUCGGAAUUGGAGCUGGUGGCGGUGCUUUGGGAUAUGGCGCAAAAGUACCUGGAAAUCGUGGAAGCCACUCAAAUGAUGACGAUUGUUCCGAUGAAAUAAAUCUUAUCAUAAGAUAG
Molecule: messenger RNA, 738 nt
Organism: Bombyx mandarina (wild silkworm)
Lineage: Eukaryota; Metazoa; Arthropoda; Insecta; Lepidoptera; Bombycidae
Source: RefSeq, a predicted model, not a curated record